This is a messenger RNA of Arachis ipaensis, 1824 nucleotides long. NCBI's taxonomy places the organism in Eukaryota, Viridiplantae, Streptophyta, Magnoliopsida, Fabales, Fabaceae. The record is from RefSeq and is a predicted model, not a curated record.
AUGCCCGUUGCUGUAGCUAAUUCGUUUACAUAUCAGAAAAUGCACAUUAAAUCUGACCAGCACGUGUCGAUGAUGUUUUCAUAUCAUCGUAGCAUCGGAAGCAUCUAUUCGAUGGAACUCUGCGUGAAGCUCCAAGAUGUGGGGGGAAGCUCAUCUAGUUCGAAUAACGUGGAGGAAAUGCGAAAUUCCGGUGCUGGUGAAGGCAUUCCAUUUUUGGACAUAGGUAGGGGUCGUAGUCCGUCCUUUAAUGCCUUCGUGGCCCCCGCCCAGAAUACAGAAAUACCUGACCGACGUCCCUUCCCGAAUGUCCAUGUUGCAUAUCCGGAAGGAAUGGCCGACGGGUUGGCUGACUCAUCUGAGGAAGACGAGAUUGAGAAUGAUAGUGGAGAGGAAGCAGAGGUUGUUCCGGAAACCCAACCGGUUCAGGGCGAAAGGGUCAUCCCAAGUGUUGUUGAACCGAUCAAUGUUGCAAGGGUCGGAGCUCUUUCCAGCGGCACCCCCGACCAUUACCUGCACCUCAGUCUUGGUCCAAUGAACUCGACGAAUGCAGAGGACAUACCCAGUAACUAUGGAUUGACAGGUGAAAUGGAGCUAGAGGUUGGCCUGAAAUUCCUGACUAAGGAUGCAGCAAUGCUUGCUGUUAAGAACUAUAACAUACGUCGAAGUGAGGAAUUCAAAGUAGUGGAGUCAGAUCAUACCAGGUAUGUUUGUCGAUGCAAACUUUUUGGUGAGCAAUGUUCCUGGAUGGUGAGGGUUGCGAAGACGAGGGCGUCCAGAUUUUGGGAAGUUCGAAAAUACCAAGGGCCUCACACAUGUUUGGCGUCCGCGACUUCCCAAGAUCAUGCUCAACUGGAUUCAAAUGUCAUAUGCCAGCACAUAUUCCCCAUGGUUCAAGCAGACGCAACGAUUUGCAUAAAAGUGUUGCAGGGGUCCGUGGAGUCGGCAUACGGAUACAAGGUGUCUUACAAAAAGGUUUGGCUAGCGAAGCAAAAGGCAAUAGCGAGAAUUUAUGGAGACUGGGAUGAUUCUUAUAACCAGUUACAGAGAUACUUCAAUGCGUUGCAAACCUUUGUUCCAGGGACAAUUGUUGACCUACAAACCCGACCAUACUACGUCGGCAACACCCUCGAUCGUGAAAGCUACACUGGUACCUUGUUGAUGGGAAUAGCACAGGACGGAAACAACAACAUUCUUCCCAUAGCUUUCGCGCUAGUGGAACGGGAGAACACAAAUGCAUGGUACUUCUUUCUGACCAACUUAAGGAGACAUGUGGCUCCGCAACCAGAUGUUCUACUGAUCUCUGACAGGCAUGCUGCCAUAAAGGCUGCGCUGGAGCGAGAGGGUUGUGGCUGGGAACACAAUGUUUACUGUGUCAGACACAUUGCGUCCAAUUUCGCAACAAACUUCAAGAGUAAAGAAGCCAAAAGACAUCUUGUUAGCGCGGCAUACUCGAAGACCCAAGAGCAGGCACAGUACUACCUAGAGUUAAUCAGCGCGGAGGAUCCAGCCACGUCCCCGGCAAUGAUGGCUUGGAUAAGAGGGUUAGAGCCACCGAAAUGGCUCCAACACCGCGAUGAGGGGCGCCAAUAUGGUCACAUGACAACGAACCUUUCUAAGUGUAUCAACUCCGUGAUGAAGGGCACUCGUAACCUUCUGAAGAGUCGGCAGGCAGAAGCACAGGUUGCAUGUGGCCAGAUGUUCUCACAGUUCUUGCAAAAGGCAAUACUUGCCAACAGGGAGGGAAUCACGCAGAUGCAUCUGGGAUCCGGCUGUGUCACCUACAUAAACAGAUCUCCUCCUUCCGACAGGGGGGUGACUACCUGA